Gopherus flavomarginatus (Mexican gopher tortoise) is the source of this 1302-nucleotide messenger RNA. Its product is annotated as riboflavin-binding protein-like. The coding region runs from base 13 to 753 and encodes 246 amino acids. The record is from RefSeq and is a predicted model, not a curated record. The transcript has 6 exons. Gene Ontology annotation, molecular function: signaling receptor activity; riboflavin transmembrane transporter activity; riboflavin binding. Lineage: Eukaryota; Metazoa; Chordata; Testudines; Testudinidae. Gene Ontology annotation, cellular component: external side of plasma membrane.
GCCAAGUGCAGAAUGAAGAUGUUCACGUUUGCUGUAGUCCUAUUUUUUGCUAUCCUGGCAACAUCUAACUGCAAAAGGGAUAGAUGUCUGGAGGGGAGGACUCACAAACAUAGACCAAGCCCUGAGCUUGACAUGCAUGAAUGCACGCUGUACUCUGAAUCUUCCUGUUGCUAUGCAAACUUCACAGAGCAGUUGGCUCAUUCACCAGUAAUUCAAGUAGGCAACAGCUCCUGGAACAGAUGUGGGAAUCUCAGUAAAUCCUGUGAGGAUUACAUGAAGAAAAUUGAAUGCUUUUACCAGUGUUCCCCGCAUGCUGCUCAAUGGAUCAAUCCCAACUACACUGCUGGUAUUGAGUUUGUUCCUUUGUGCCAAAACUUCUGUGAUGACUGGUAUGAAGCAUGUAAAAAUGACUUCACUUGCGUCCGCAACUGGAUGACAGAUUGGGAGUGGGAUGAAAAUGGAGAGAACCACUGUCAAAAUGAAUGCAUCCCCUACGAUAAGGUGUAUGCAAAUGGGACUGACAUGUGCCAAAGCAUGUGGGGGAACUCGUUUAAGGUGAGCGAAUCCUCCUGUCUCUGCUUGCAAAUGAAUGAGAAGGAUGCAGUGGCGAUCAAGUAUUUAACUUCUGAAAGCUCGGAGGAGAGUUCCAGCAUCAGUAGCAGCGAGGAACGUGCCUGCAGACGUAAACUGCGAAAGACUGAGCUCCUAACGGAAGAGGAAAUGGUGGAAAUAGAGGUGUUUGAAAUUCUGUGACAGAAGGGACCUGGUUCUAAUUCUCCCUGAAGAUCCCCAGACUGAUGCCUCAGGAUGUCACAGAGAAUGUUCUGUUUCCAUUCUCCACCGCCAGUACUAUUGCCAAAGUUAAACCAAAAUCUGUACUAAUUGUAAGGGGACGUUAUCCUGAUAAUAGUGGAUCAAAUUCUGCCCUUGGUUACAGUUGUGCAAUCUCUUUGAUGCUCGUAAAGUGCCAUGGAUCUGUCUGUUUUUCUAAGUCACCUAUCACAGUACGGUGACCAGACAGCAAGUGUGAAAAAUCGGGAUGGAGGUGGGGGGCAAUAGGAGCCUAUAUAAGAAAAAGACCCAAAAAUCAGGACUGUCCCUAUAAAAUUGGGACAUCUGGUCACCCUAUAUCACAGUGAUGUCACCAGUGUAAUUCAAAGAAGGAUUUGGUUUCAACAGGCCAGAUUCUUGGCUGGUGUAAAUCAGAGGUAUGCUGAUUUACACUAGGUGAAGAUCUAGGCCAUAGCUUUUAAAAUAUCAUGGCUCAUAUUAGCAAUAAAAUGAAGCAUUUUUAAAAUCCAA